Molecule: messenger RNA, 622 nt
Organism: Punica granatum (pomegranate)
Lineage: Eukaryota; Viridiplantae; Streptophyta; Magnoliopsida; Myrtales; Lythraceae
Source: RefSeq, a predicted model, not a curated record
CAACCAUGCAAAAGGCCGUUCCAUACAGGCCCCAGCUCCCACCAGCAGCCGCCGCCAGCGAAUCCUCUGGCCCCCAUGCUCUGGCUGCCGGUGACGGUCAUGGAGGAAAAUUCAAUGGCACAAAGGUCAACAUACAAAGGAUGGUCAUGGAGAACCCGGUGAUAGUCUUUGGGCGGUACGGCUGCUGCAUGUGCCAUGUUGUGACAAGGCUGCUCUUGGGUCUUGGGGUGAACCCAACAUUGUACGAGGUCCUCGAAGAGGAUGAGGCUGCACUGGUUGGAGAGUUAUCGAGGAUGGUCGGUCAUAACGAUAACAAUGGUAGUAAUAAUCUGCAGUUUCCCACAGUUUUUGUGGGAGGGAGGCUGUUUGGGGGCCUUGAUAAGGUCAUGGCGACUCAUAUUUCAGGCGAGUUAGUCCCGAUCUUGAGGGAGGCCGGUGCGUUGUGGCUUUGACAUGUAAACUCAAUUGAUCUGUUACCAAACGGUCAUCAAGACUGGCGCCGCGCGCUGACCCGAUAUAUGAAAGACAGUUAAUUCAAUCUCUAAUUGGAUGAAUGCAGUUUCUGUUUUAGACUAGGCAAUAAUCAACUGAUAUAGCUCUUAUUCGAUUCCUUCAACUAAUG